UUCAAGCACAUGUCGGACAAAAUGGCGGAAGCGUCAGAGGCCGAUUGCAUGGAUGCGAAAGAUUCAAUGAAUACCGACUCAGAGGUGGUUAUUCCUGGCCUUGGAGAUCUACCAGUCUCUAGUAAUGAAACAUUAAAACGCGAAUAUCAAUCAGGAAGCGAAAAUGGUCACACUCCUCCGCUGGAAGACGACAACGAAAAGAUGCAACAAGGAGAAGAACCCGAUUCCGGGACGCCGCCACCGAAAAAAAGAAGGCGGUCGAACAAACGCAAAGGUGACAUCCUAGGGGUUCAAGGACCGAAAAAUGCGUUAAUGCAAUUAAACGAAAUACGACCUGGUCUUACUUAUAACGUCCUUUCUCAAGAAGGCCCGACACACUGUCCCACUUUCUGGGUUUCAGUGGUUGUUGACGGGCAGACGUUUGAAGGAAAAGGAUCAAGCAAACAAAAAGCUAAACACGAUGCGGCCGAAAACGUUUUGAAGUCGUUCAUUACUCAGAUUCGUUCACCUGCUAAGCGGCUGGUCACAGAGGCCCAAGGCAUUUCCACGGACUUCACUUCAGACAACACUGGAGCUCUUCUGAAUACAUUUGGAAAUGGCGACCAAGCAAUGGCAGAUAGCGAAACUGAGAGCCCGAGUGAAUCAUCUGCCACACAAUCGAAUGCCGUUAAAGUUCCACAGAUGCAUAGUGAAGGGGGCAAACAUCCAGUUGUGCUCCUAAACGAGUUUCAUCCCGGCCUCAAGUACGAAUUUCUUGGUGAAGAAGGCGAUCAAAAUGCGAAGCAGUUCAAAUUUAAAGUCACAGUCAACGGCCAAGAUUUUUUGGGAAUGGGCAGCAGUAAAAAGAAAGGCAAGGCUAAUGCUGCUUCCAAAGCUCUUUUUGCACUCCAUAGCAUCCGUACCUUUUACACAUUUUCUGGCCAAUCAGAGGCUCAGCCAACAUACUUAGGACCUCCACCAUCAGCCCAGUUGGAACAAGAAGCUGCAGAUCUCAUUGCCUAUGCUGUGUUGACAAAGUUUCAGGGUCUUCAGUCAGCUAUGGGAGAGGAACCAAUUCGACGAAAAGUGUUGGCUAGCAUUGUUAUGACAAGCCGUGGUGACAGCGAUCAAAAGUUUGAAGUAAUAAGCUUGGGAACAGGAACCAAGUUUAUCAGCGGUGAAUAUAUAAGCGAUCAGGGCUUAGCACUAAAUGACUGCCAUGGAGAAAUCAUUGCAAGGAGAUCCUUUUUACGAUUUUUGUACUCACAGCUUGGCCUGUGUGCCGAGGGAUAUGAGGAAGAUUCCAUAUUUCAGAAGAAAGAGAAUGGAUUGUAUGGUUUGAGAGACAAUGUGGAGUUCCACUUGUAUAUCAACACUUCUCCAUGUGGUGAUGCUCGCGUUUUCUCGCCACAUGAGCCAGUCAGUGGGGAAUCUGAUAAGCACCCUGGAAGGAGAAAACGAGGGCUUCUUAGAGUCAAGCUUGAGAAUGGAGAAGGUACCAUUCCAGCAAUGAAUAGUGACACAACCAUCCAGACUUGGGACGGUGUCCUUCAAGGAGAACGCCUUCGCACCAUGUCUUGUUCAGACAAACUGUGCCGAUGGAACAUCCUCGGAGUCCAGGGAGCACUUCUCAGCAACUUUCUUGAACCGGUGUACCUUCAGUCAGUGGUCCUCGGCAGCUUGUACCAUUAUGAGCACAUGUCAAGAGCAAUGUACCAUCGUCUUGGUGAUCUAGAAGGAUUGCCUCCUCCCUUCAAACAGAACCGGCCCCUGAUGAACGGCACAAGCACCGCAGAGCCGCGAGCAACGAUUAGAUCACCAAACCAUAGUGCCAACUGGAGUGAGGGAGACGAGGGGUUUGAAAUUGUCAAUGCCCAAACAGGGACAAUCGGUGAAGAACGUGCAUCCUCGAGGCUUAGCAAACAAAGUCUUUUCAAACGUUUUAUUUCACUGUGGAAGAAGCUGAAGCCAGGCAUACCUGUUCCCUUGUCGUACCAUGUUGCAAAAAGAGGCGUUGUCAAUUAUCAAACGGCAAAAGUGAUUGUGAUGAAAGGGUUUGAAAGACAGGGCCUUGGAACAUGGAUUAGGAAACCAGUUGAGCAAGAUAUUUUCCAGGGAACUGGUUUGCAAGCUCAGUCCGUGUUCAAGGAGAAACUCACUUUCAGACCUCACUCCACAUCCAGCCAGACACACAGAAAGAUGACGUUGUCUAUUGCUGACCGUGCGUCCAAAGCACAGAAGAUUAGGGUACUUCCAGCAGCUGGUAUGGAUCCUGAGGCACAGAGGUCAGAACUUAUCAAGAAAGAAGAUGAGAGGCUCAGAACCCAGUUACGUCGGGAAAAUCAGCAGCGUAGAAUGAGAGAGAGAAGCCAGGCAAAGGGCCUGAGUACCAGCUUCCUUGAACCUGAUCGUUAUGACGAUGAAGGAGAAGAUCUGGAACAGAGUUUGUUGGCCAUAAAGAAAAAGUACAAGAAAAAGCUAGCAGAAGGAUUUGCAAGUGAAUCAGAUGAAGCUGAAGAAAGUGACGGAGCAGGAGGAUUAGAGAGUGAUGAAGAUGAGGAAGGAAAAGAGAGACUGUUGAAUGCAAAGGAAGGCAUUGAAGAUGAUGCACAUGAAGGAAGAAAGAGGACUGGCAGUGAAGAUGGAAACACACCGAGAAAGAAGAAAAAGAGUCGACAGAUUGUUGAAAGUGAUGAAGACAGUGAUUAGUAGUGAUAAAUGAAUACACAAGUGAAGGUGUGCAUUCCUGGUAGAGUGAAUUGUUGGAGAAAACAGAAGGAAAGACCAGCCAUGAUUUGCUGCUCAUGAUUGCACUGACGUUUGAAAUCAUGGCAGCAUGAACUACACAGAAAGACAUACAGGCACUGGGAAACAUUGCAAGAAAAGGCCAAAGACAGUUGUUUUAGCUAUAAUGGUUUUACUCAAACAU
Messenger RNA from Orbicella faveolata, 2908 nucleotides. Its product is annotated as double-stranded RNA-specific editase 1-like. Gene Ontology annotation, biological process: adenosine to inosine editing; RNA processing. Gene Ontology annotation, cellular component: nucleolus; cytoplasm. Gene Ontology annotation, molecular function: adenosine deaminase activity; double-stranded RNA binding; tRNA-specific adenosine deaminase activity. The record is from RefSeq and is a predicted model, not a curated record. NCBI's taxonomy places the organism in Eukaryota, Metazoa, Cnidaria, Anthozoa, Scleractinia, Merulinidae.